Molecule: messenger RNA, 1630 nt
Organism: Pseudovirgaria hyperparasitica
Lineage: Eukaryota; Fungi; Ascomycota; Dothideomycetes; Acrospermales; Acrospermaceae
Product: anthranilate phosphoribosyltransferas-like protein
Exons: 2
Coding region: 140-1453 (437 amino acids)
Biological process (GO): L-tryptophan biosynthetic process
Cellular component (GO): cytosol
Molecular function (GO): anthranilate phosphoribosyltransferase activity
Source: RefSeq, a predicted model, not a curated record
CUUUAUGACUCGAAUCGUACAGCGAGCAUGAGCAUUAAAAGGUGAGCAGAGCAUCGCAUGAUCGUCUUCUUCUGCGCAUGGGAUCUUUCCGCUCCAACUACACAGAAUUGACCCUCGUGGAGGCACGCCGGCUGUGACUAUGGCCAUCAAUUCUGAUCAAGAGGAGCAAAAUGCGAAAGUUUCUAUAACACCGCUGCUCCGACGUCUAUGGCCAUCCCCGGAUGGAGAAGGCGUGACCGCAAACGAGAUUGCAUAUGCUAUUGCACACAUAUUCACAGACAGUCUGUCGCCUGUGCAAACGGGAGCACUCCUUACGGCACUUCAUUUCACAGGCUGGGACAGACGAGCAGAUGUAGUUGGGAAGUGUGCUGCUGCAAUGCGUUAUGCUUCUUCUCCAGUAGACACAAAGUCACUGGCGAAAUUGGUAAAGACUAAAGGUAGAAAGGAGGGGAACUAUAGAGGGGGACUUUGCGAUAUUGUAGGGACUGGAGGAGACUCGCAUAAUACCUUCAACAUCAGCACUACAUCGUCUAUUCUCGCCUCUUCCCUUUUGAUGAUCGCCAAACAUGGGAAUCGUGCGUCGACAUCCAAGUCAGGCUCUGCAGAUCUUUUGAGCUCGACGAAACCGAAUGCGCCAGUUAUAUCUGCCGUAACUCCAUCAUCUGUUCAUGCGGUAUACGAGAGCUCGGGCUACUGUUUCCUAUUCGCUCCGGUUUUCCAUCCUGGAGCUAGAUUUGUAGCACCUAUUCGGAAGGAGUUGGGCUGGCGCACUAUUUUCAAUCUCCUAGGACCCUUGGCUAACCCCCUCGAAGAUCUCAUCGAAGCCCGUGUCAUCGGGGUUGCUCGUAAAGAUAUGGGAGGGGUUUUCGCUGAAGCUCUCCAGAUGGCAGGUGCAAAGAAAGCAUUGGUUGUAUGCGGAGAGGAGGAUCUAGAUGAGAUUAGUAUCGCCGGGCGCACCCUUUGCUGGCAACUAGUGGAGCGACCAAAUCCAGAUUUUAAAGGCUCUCAGGAUGCAGCGGACGACGACUAUACCACGAGUGAUGACGACGCGCCACCAAGGACGCUUGUAGAUAUCGAGCACUUCAUGCUAGAACCGGCCGACUUUGGGCUCCCUCGACAUCCUCUUAGCCAGGUCAGCCCUGGAAAAGAGCCAGAAGAAAAUGCCCUCAUAUUGAUGCGAAUCUUGAGAGGAGAGAUACCACCAAAUGAUCCAAUCCUUCACUUUGUCUUAAUCAACACGGCAGCCCUGUUUGUCGCUUCGGGCCUGUGCGACUCAGACUCUAGCUCCAUGGGUGAAGGAGAUGAUGGUAAUGUAAUCACGGAAACUGGGCCAGGAGGUCGCCGCUGGAAAGAGGGCCUUCGACGAGCACGAUGGGCCGUAAGCAGCGGGGCUGCCCUUCAGCAAUGGCACAACUUCACCGAAGUCACCAACCAGUUGUCAAAGACAACCUGAAGUCCCAAUGAUAUUGGCUCCCAGGACUGUUCUAUGGCAUAGAUACUUAGAACCAAUCAAAUGUAGUGCGUAGCGCAUCAGUUCUAGCUAGAAUAAUUUUACCAGUCACUUCAAUAUAAGGAAAUACGUUCCUUACGCUGUUACAGUUGAUGACAAUUCCACUUGUACGACUUUCCA